Molecule: messenger RNA, 381 nt
Organism: Penicillium cinerascens
Lineage: Eukaryota; Fungi; Ascomycota; Eurotiomycetes; Eurotiales; Aspergillaceae
Exons: 1
Coding region: 1-381 (126 amino acids)
Source: RefSeq, a predicted model, not a curated record
AUGAACCGCGGCUGUUUUGCACCUCCCCGGGCCCGGACCAAUUGGCGGUCGCCGGCUAUGCUCUUUACUGCUGUUGCUCAUGCAUUGAACCUCUUCAUUGGUGAAUGCGCCAGUCCACUGACUUUCCCGCCGGGAAACUCUGUCGAAGCUCUUCCUCUCGGCCGACAUCCCCCGUUCCCCGGAUUCUACGGUGCACCGGCAUCUGCAAAGGCGGUCGCGUCCCCCGGCAACUCGGGAUGCGCCGCAGCCCGAGUCUUAUCGCGGCAGCGACCUUCGGACGGCCGUGUGCACCCUCGUGUUCCACGUCCGGAAACCGCUGCGGUCUUAUACCUUGACGAUUUUCGAUCGGUGAUGACGAGAACGUUGAACUCUCUGGUCUGA